Molecule: messenger RNA, 327 nt
Organism: Camellia sinensis
Lineage: Eukaryota; Viridiplantae; Streptophyta; Magnoliopsida; Ericales; Theaceae
Source: RefSeq, a predicted model, not a curated record
AUGGCCAAAGCUGCUAACCAUCGAAAACUCCAACUUAAUGAGUUAGAGGAGCUCCACAAUGAUGCAUAUGAGAACUCCAAAAUUUACAAGGCUAGGACUAAGGCAUUUCAUGAUAAACACAUUUCUCGUAAACUCCGGUCUCAGUGGGAUGGCCCAUAUAAGGUUAUUGAAGUAUUUCUGCAUGGUGCAGUUGAGAUUAAAAAUCCACAAGAUGGUACGACCUUUAAGGUAAAUGGCCAAAGAUUGAAACAUUAUGUGGAUGGUAUUGAGAGAGGAGAAAUGAUUGAGGUUGUCCACUUGACAGACCCAAUAUAUCUUCCAUCGUAA